AUGGUGCGUGCGUGCGCGAUCUCGGGACUGCGGCGGCGCGCACGGGCGCGCCUCCGCGUCCAGCCCCCUGCAGUGGACGAUGCCGCCGAGAAAGCGGCGGCGGCGGCGCGCUCCGGCGGUCUGAAGCGGCGUCCGGCUGCCACGGGCCGGCGGCGCGAUGAGCUGGGCCGGCCGCCCCCGGGCCGCGGCUGGGGCCGCUUCCCCGGGACCCGCGGCCUCAGGGCCCCGCCGCCGCCGCUGCUGCUUCUGCUCGCGCUGCUGCCUCUGCUAUCCGCGCCCGACGCCGCUGCCGCCCCGGCCCAGCGGCCUCCCGUACUGUCGCCCGCGGCGGCGGGGCCCAGCGUGAGCCUCUACCUGAGCGAGGACGAGGUGCGCCGGCUCAUCGGUCUUGAUGCAGAACUUUAUUAUGUGAGAAAUGACCUUAUUAGUCACUAUGCUCUAUCCUUUAACCUGUUAGUACCCAGUGAGACAAAUUUCCUGCACUUCACUUGGCAUGCAAAGUCCAAGGUUGAAUAUAAGCUGGGAUUCCAAGUAGAUAAUUUUAUGGCUAUGGAUAUGCCCCAGGUCAACAUUUCUGCUCAGGGGGAAGUUCCACGCACUUUAUCAGUGUUUCGGGUCGAGCUUUCCUGUACUGGCAAAGUAGAUUCUGAGGUUAUGAUACUAAUGCAGCUCAACUUGACAGUAAAUUCUUCAAAAAACUUUACAGUCUUAAACUUCAAACGAAGGAAAAUGUGCUACAAAAAACUUGAAGAAGUAAAAACUUCAGCCUUGGACAAAAACACUAGCAGAACUAUUUAUGAUCCUGUACACGCAGCUCCAACUACUUCUACACGUGUGUUUUAUAUCAGCGUGGGGGUUUGCUGUGCAGUAAUAUUUCUUGUAGCAAUAAUAUUAGCUGUUUUGCACCUUCAUAGUAUGAAAAGAAUUGAACUGGAUGACAGCAUCAGUGCCAGCAGUAGUUCCCAAGGGCUGUCUCAGCCAUCUACCCAGACGACUCAGUAUCUGAGAGCCGACACACCCAACAAUGCAACUCCUAUCACCAGUUAUCCUACCUUGCGGAUAGAGAAGAAUGACCUGAGAAGUGUCACUCUUUUGGAGGCCAAAGCUAAGGUCAAGGAUAUAGCAAUAUCCAGGGAGAGGAUAACUUUAAAAGAUGUACUCCAAGAAGGUACUUUUGGGCGUAUUUUCCAUGGGAUUUUAGUAGAUGAAAAAGAUCCAAAUAAAGAAAAACAAGCAUUUGUAAAAACAGUUAAAGAUCAAGCUUCUGAAAUUCAGGUGACAAUGAUGCUCACUGAGAGUUGUAAGCUACGAGGUCUUCAUCACAGAAAUCUUCUUCCUAUUACGCAUGUGUGUAUAGAAGAAGGAGAAAAGCCCAUGGUGGUACUGCCUUACAUGAAUUGGGGGAAUCUUAAGUUGUUUUUACGGCAGUGCAAAUUAGUAGAGGCCAAUAAUCCACAGGCAAUUUCUCAACAAGACCUGGUACACAUGGCUAUUCAGAUUGCCUGUGGAAUGAGCUAUCUGGCCAGAAGGGAAGUUAUCCACAAAGACCUGGCUGCUAGGAACUGUGUCAUUGAUGACACACUCCAAGUUAAGAUCACAGACAAUGCUCUCUCCAGAGACUUGUUCCCCAUGGACUAUCACUGUCUGGGGGACAAUGAAAACAGGCCAGUUCGGUGGAUGGCUCUGGAAAGUCUGGUUAAUAAUGAGUUCUCCAGUGCAAGUGAUGUGUGGGCCUUUGGAGUGACGCUGUGGGAGCUCAUGACUCUGGGCCAGACACCCUAUGUGGACAUUGAUCCCUUUGAGAUGGCUGCAUACCUGAAAGAUGGUUACCGAAUAGCCCAGCCAAUCAACUGUCCUGAUGAGCUAUUUGCUGUGAUGGCUUGUUGCUGGGCGUUAGACCCGGAGGAGAGGCCCAAGUUCCAGCAGCUGGUACAGUGUCUCACGGAGUUCCACGCAGCCCUGGGGGCCUAUGUGUGACUCUCCUCUCACAGUCCCAUGGCAUCAGGAGCAUGGUGCCUGUUGGGGCUCCCUUGGAACCAGUCAUAGACGCUUCGUACAUCACGCAACACCAGCAGAAGCACAUAUGUCUUCCGGAACACCGUGCCUUAAGAAUGCUUUAGAAUCUGAACUUUUAAAGACAGAUUUAAUAAUGUGGAAUAUUUUCUAGAUACCAUUUUUAUUAGGUUGAACUGAAAAGGUUUUUGUAAAUUCUUUGGCCCAAAAUUUUUUAAAACAUAGUUACUUUGGACUAGGGGUACAUUCUUACAAAAUAAAUAAACAGUUUUAAAAAUUGUUUAAACACA
Ailuropoda melanoleuca (giant panda) is the source of this 2303-nucleotide messenger RNA. RefSeq names its product receptor like tyrosine kinase (gene RYK). Gene Ontology annotation, cellular component: signaling receptor complex; plasma membrane. Lineage: Eukaryota; Metazoa; Chordata; Mammalia; Carnivora; Ursidae. Bases 1 to 1977 code for a protein of 658 amino acids. Gene Ontology annotation, molecular function: ATP binding; protein kinase activity. The record is from RefSeq and is a predicted model, not a curated record. Gene Ontology annotation, biological process: positive regulation of neuron projection development; positive regulation of kinase activity; cell surface receptor protein tyrosine kinase signaling pathway. The transcript is spliced from 16 exons.